GGGACCGCACCAAGAUCAAUAAAUGAAACCUUUCUUCAACUUCACUCAAAUGUUCUUACCACCUUUAGCUACUUGUUUUGCGUCGUGUUACUCAUUAUUCACUAUCAGAAUAUAGUACCAGCAUAAUGUCAGCAAGGGUAACAAAACCCAAAAGGGGGAGAAAGCCCAAUUCCAAAAAGAAUCAGGAGGAGGAAAUAAUAACUACGCAAGACAUUGAUAGCGAAUACGAGAAUAAUAACAAAGUACAAAACAAUACCAACGCACUCAAGUUCAUUCAAGGCAACGGUCUGGGUCAAGCAGUCUUGAAAAACUAUUACAAAGUUCAAACAGAAGACCUUGAGGCGGGAUUUUUGCCUGCACACAUAGACGACCUUUCAUUGCACAAUGCUGUUAAAAACAACUUGCAUGAAUUAUUUUCUACAGAUUUCUACGAGGAGAUAAAGGAGCCCAAAUUACAAUUAUCUGACUCCAAAACAUACGAGAGCAAUUUUAAGCUUGACAAUAAUUUAGAAUUUCAGUUCAAUAAUAACCAAUCAGAGGUAUUAGAGCCCUGUCAGGCCUUGCAUUACCCUCUAAAUGAACGGAACUUCAGAAAUGGAUUUGUCUUCAAUACUGGCGGACUCCCACUGACUAUGGCGUGGUGUCCACUAAAAAAUGGAAGCUGGCGUUACUUAUUCGUUAUUAUAGUUGAUAAGAACUCAGCUAUAAGUGAGUUCACUGAUAACAAAUCUCUACUCACAAUACUAGAAGUCUCUAGUGAAACCGGAGAAUUCCAAAUAAAUAAGCAGAUCAUGCUUGAUUCUGUAGCUAAGGAAAUUGAAUUUUCUUUUGUAUCUGCAGCUGCAAGCACAUUGCUUAAAUUGACAUUGUCUAGUGGUUCUGUUGACGUUUGGAAAAUUAGUCCCGAGUUUUUCUUUAAUCCCGGAGUAAAGAAGAAUAAGCCUGCUAUCUAUACCCUGGAAUCUAGACAUUUGACUUUCACUAUACCGAACAAUCAAUUGCUCAUCACUACAUCAGCUUUCACAUCUACAAAAACUUUUGUUUUUGGUACAAAUCAUGGAUACAUCGGUCAAUUUUCUAUCGAUUCUCAAAAAUUGGACUACUUAAUAUCUGUAAAAUUGCCAGCUAUCACACACAUCAAAACUGCUUUUCCUACGCAACCUGGUGAUGAUUUUUUGACCAGCUUCGUUGAAGCUGCAGACUUCAGUAAUUAUUUGAUACGAUUGCCAGUUCCAAAUAAAAAGUCAUGUCUGAUUAAUGUCCUUAAAACUUAUGAUAUACCUACUAACAACAAAGAGCUACAGUUCGACAAGAAUUCAAUUCAUUUGAACAAUCUUAACUCAUUUUUGAACAUUGAAUGGCCAAUUACAAUCAAAAAGAUAUCUAUCGACAACCCGAACAAUGUAACGAAAUUCAAGAUCGCCAACGACGACGACAUCAAUUGCCUAGCUAAUCAAAUAUAUUAUGACGAUGGGAAAAUCAGUGAUGGUCUCAUCUUAUUAACAGGUCAUACUAAUGGAUCACUCAGGCUGUCAAAUUACUUGAAUUUGUUAACAAAUACAGAGAAAAGGGUACAGGUUUCCACAUUGAAACUAUUACAACUGAACAAAUCCGUUACAACUGAAAAUAAGUACUGGCUGGACUUGUGCUCAAAAAUUGAUAAAAUUGGAGAAAGUACAGUUGUCAAAUCUAAUAAUAAACAGUCGUCGAUUGGUCGAACGAAGGAGUUGCGUAAUGUUAAUCCAAAGGAACUAUGUCCUCUGAAGCUUUCUAUGUUAGAAAACGCCGUUGCAAGUAUAUGGGGCAAUGGAUUGCUAAUCAUCGAGCAGUUAACUUUAUAAUCAUAUAAGCC
Molecule: messenger RNA, 1852 nt
Organism: Pichia membranifaciens NRRL Y-2026
Lineage: Eukaryota; Fungi; Ascomycota; Pichiomycetes; Pichiales; Pichiaceae
Exons: 1
Coding region: 126-1841 (571 amino acids)
Source: RefSeq, a predicted model, not a curated record